Messenger RNA from Canis lupus familiaris (dog), 1170 nucleotides. RefSeq names its product SLC9A3 regulator 1 (gene NHERF1). Gene Ontology annotation, molecular function: protein-membrane adaptor activity; signaling receptor binding. Lineage: Eukaryota; Metazoa; Chordata; Mammalia; Carnivora; Canidae. The record is from RefSeq and is marked provisional. Gene Ontology annotation, biological process: protein localization to plasma membrane. Gene Ontology annotation, cellular component: apical plasma membrane.
CCACGUCGCACCGCUGAGCCGUCGCGGGGCGAGAUGAGCGCGGACGCGGCCGCGGGGGCGCCCCUGCCCCGGCUCUGCUGUCUGGAGAAGGGCCCGAACGGCUACGGCUUCCACCUGCACGGGGAGAAGGGCAAGGUGGGCCAGUUCAUCCGGCUGGUGGAGCCUGGUUCUCCGGCCGAGAAGGCGGGGCUGCUGGCCGGAGACCGGCUGGUGGAGGUGAACGGCGAGAACGUAGAGAAGGAGACCCACCAGCAGGUGGUGAGCCGCAUCCGCGCCGCGCUCAACGCCGUGCGCCUGCUGGUGGUCGACCCCGACGCGGACGAGCGGCUGCAGAAGCUGGGCGUCCCGGUGCGGGAGGAGCUGCUGCGCGCCCAGGACGGGCCCGGGCAGGCCGAGCCGCCGGCCGCCACCGAGGCGCGGGGGGCUGGCGCCGAAAGUGAGCCGCAGGCCGCCGCGCCGGAGCCGCGCGAAGCCGAGAGGAGCGGUCCGGAGCGGCGUGAGCUCCGGCCUCGGCUCUGCGCCAUGAAGAAAGGCGCCAACGGCUACGGUUUCAACUUGCACAGCGACAAGUCCAAGCCAGGCCAGUUCAUCCGGGCGGUGGACCCAGACUCACCAGCUGAGGCCUCGGGGCUCCGGGCUCAGGACCGCAACCCACAGGUGAAUGGGGUCUGCGUGGAGGGCAAGCAGCAUGGGGAUGUGGUAUCUGCCAUCAAGGCUGGUGGGGACGAGACCAAGCUGCUGGUGGUAGACAAGGAGACUGAUGAGUUCUUCAAGAAAUGCAAAGUGAUCCCGUCCCAGGAGCACCUGACUGGUCCCUUGCCUGAGCCCUUUACCAAUGGGGAGAUCCGGAAGGAGAACAGUCGUGAACCUCUGGCCGAGGUAGCCUCUGAGAGCCCCAGAUCAGCCCUGGCAAGAUCCACCUCCAGUGAUACCAGUGAGGAGCUGAAUUCCCAAGACAGCCCCAGGAAACAGGACUCCACGGCACCCUCGUCUACCUCCUCCUCCUCUGACCCCAUCUUGGACUUCAACAUCUCCCUGGCCAUGGCCAGGGAGCGGGCCCACCAGAAGCGCAGCAGCAAGCGGGCCCCGCAGAUGGACUGGAGCAAGAAAAAUGAACUCUUCAGCAACCUCUGAGCAUCCUCCCACAGGCUCCCAGGAGAGCUGGGAGGG